AUGCCAACUCGUAGGUACGUAGUGGGGAGGGCCGAUGAGGCCACUCAUCCCGACUCCAUGAGAGCCGCCUUGGCUGAAUUCCUGGCCACUAUCAUCUUCGUCUUUGCCGGCGAAGGCUCCGUUCUCGCUUUCGACAAGAUGUAUAAGGGUCGUACGACUGAUACGAGUACGACGCCUGCAAGAGUGGUGAUGGUAGCACUCGCGCAUGGGUUGGCAUUGUUUGCUGCUGUGGCAUCCAGCAUGAAUGUAUCGGGUGGACAUGUUAAUCCCGCCGUCACCUUCGGAGCUUUGCUCGGAGGAAGAAUCUCUGUCAUCCGUGCACUUUACUACUGGCUUGCUCAGCUCUUGGGUGCUAUCGCCGCUUGUCUCUUGCUCCGACUCACCGCCGGCAUGCGACCGACGGGGUUCAUGGUGGCUUACGGAACCGGAGAGCUGCGUUGCAUGAUACUAGAGAUAGUGAUGACAUUUGGAUUGGUGUACACAGUUUACGGGACAGCGGUUGAUCCGAAAAGAGGAAGCAUGGGGACGAUAGCACCGUUGGCUAUAGGGCUAAUAGUGGCGGCCAACAUCUUAGUAGGCGGGCCGUUUGACGGAGGAGCCAUGAAUCCGGCCAGGGCAUUUGGUCCGGCCCUGGUGGGUUGGAGGUGGAACAAUCACUGGAUCUACUGGGUUGGUCCAUUGAUAGGCGGUGGUUUAGCAGGUCUCGUGUACGAGUACAUGAUCAUCCCGGCUGUCGAGCCUGCGCACCAAACGCACCAGCCCUUGGCUCCGGAAGAUUACUAG
Messenger RNA from Hibiscus syriacus, 783 nucleotides. RefSeq names its product probable aquaporin TIP3-2. Gene Ontology annotation, biological process: transmembrane transport; water transport. The record is from RefSeq and is a predicted model, not a curated record. Gene Ontology annotation, molecular function: water channel activity. The transcript is spliced from 3 exons. Gene Ontology annotation, cellular component: membrane. Bases 1 to 783 code for a protein of 260 amino acids. NCBI's taxonomy places the organism in Eukaryota, Viridiplantae, Streptophyta, Magnoliopsida, Malvales, Malvaceae.